AUGACUUUGCUUAAAUCACUUAAAAUCAACGAUCCGGAAAAACUCAAGGAUCCAGACUUUGUUUCGUCUCUCAACCAAAAUGAGGUUAUUUCGAAACUUCUCAUGACCGUCUUCUCGUUACAAGGACAGAUCAAGGAACUCAACGAAAAGGUGGAAAAAUACGAGAAUUUGGACAAACUUUUAAAUGGUGAGGAUCUGUCUGAGCCCGUUCCGCCAACUCCAGAAGAAUCGCUUGUGGUGGAAAAAGUCUCCAGAACACCUUCAGACGAUACCGUACCAGUCGGAUUCACGCCCUUAUACUCGACGCCCGCUCUUUCUGAGUCGGAUAUCAUCGAAAAACCGUCAAAGAAAAACCCCGUCGUGAAACCUUGGCCAGAAGUUUCACUUAAUCAACUGGCUCAAAGGUUCAAAAUCCCACGUGAGCAGCUCCUACAGACCAACAAAGGAUUAGCGACGGACAAAAAGGGUCAUUUACGUCCACUAAAACCAAAUCCAGAUUCUAAAUCAGAAACCCCAACUGACUCCAAGGAAACAACACCUGUCCCCAGUUCAGGCAAAAUAACCAAACCACCCAAACGCAAAUACGAGGAAGUCACAGAAUCCCCAAGCUCGGCGGGCUCCAACUCGUCCUCCAGCUCGGCAACCUCAAGUGAAAUUGUGCCCGCAGUGACGAAAAAGCCACUAAAGUACACAAUCACCAAGUUUGGGCUGUACAAGUGCGAUGUGUGCACAGGCGACGAGAUAUACUCCACCUAUCCUGCACUUUAUCAGCAUAAAAGAAGUACACACCCUGAAGAAUUUGCAAACUACGCUCCGGAGAAGUCAAGCUGA
Messenger RNA from Ogataea philodendri, 831 nucleotides. RefSeq lists its product as uncharacterized. The coding region runs from base 1 to 831 and encodes 276 amino acids. The transcript has a single exon. The record is from RefSeq and is a predicted model, not a curated record. Lineage: Eukaryota; Fungi; Ascomycota; Pichiomycetes; Pichiales; Pichiaceae.